AUGGCAGUGUCUUCGGUUCAAGACGAGCCACUUGAAAGGAGCAUCAAAAUAGUUAUAGAGUCCAUAGAAAAUAUUACAGUGGAAGAAGAGACUGGUGUAUCGUUCGUCGUGAUGCAUAAUGACGCAGUGCUCGGAGAAAGUAUUCCCCUCGUUAUCGAUCCCGGUUUCAAGGAACCGCCGCAAGUUUACGACGUCAAUUUCGCGGUCGAGUUUUCAUUUAUAGUUGACGACCGUAACAGCGUGGCUCCAAUCGUAUCAGCGCCACUUUUAAUAAAGGUAGCGUGCGAUGUCCAAGAUGAACGUUUGCCCGAUUCCGCCGCAUCAGCCGUGGAACCGAGGAAGCGAGUAACAGCGGUCGCUGCGCAGCAGGCAUCGACUUCAUCAUGCGUGAUUGGCUUUUGCACUCUCGAUCUAAUGCCGAUACUGCUGGGACCGCCAGGUGAAAAGUCGAUCGUCGAAAGAUUGAUAGUGCAAACGCCACAUCUCUCGUUUGACGGUAACGCGGUCUCGUGGCAAAAUCUUCCUUUAUUAAACGCGACAGUAACAUACGACGGCGACGAGAUAUUACCUUCGCAAGAAAUUAAUUUCCUGAGUGUUACGGUGGAAAGUAUCUACAAUCCGCCGAUCUUCUUCGCCGAAGACGCGGAUUAUAAAGCGGGCACGAUGAUAUACGUUGACAAUGAGAUUCCGGAAAAGCUAAUAUUCGAGGACGGUAAAUGGACAAAAUGUCGCGACUUGGAGAGAAUGAAACGAUGGCGAGGCCUGUCGAAAUUACAAAGUCGCGCCAGAUUAUCAAAAUGGAAACUCGGUCACGAUUAUGCACGUGCGAGAGACACGCUCGGUGCAGAAUUCGACUUACAGAAGAAAGUGUGCCAAGACGAGCCUAGGAUCGAAUGGAACUUCAUGAAUCGCAGCAUGUUGCUCGAUGCGGGAAGCGAGGCGAUGAAAAAGCAUCUUGUCAAGGGGAAACAUUGGCCGUUUCAAUUCAUGCUGAGCGCAGAAGAGGACGGCGUCGUGCGAAAGGAGGAAGAAUCGGCCAAGUGUCAGCUUUAUCAGUGUUAUAUUGACCUGUCGGAGCUGGUUUUCCCGGGAAUAAAAAGCACUCGGGCAGUUGCGCAACUGUACACGCAUGACCCAUUGAGUAUGGCCGAAAAGACUGGCUUGGAAAAGGAUAUCUUCUGCACGGAAUCAUGGAGUAAAGAUUCAAAAGAGCGAGAAUCGAGAAAGUCGAUUCAGACGGACGUCGAAACAACGCAAAGUACUCCGUUAACUUCGGAGACUGGCGAGCCCGCGUUUGUCAUAAUCGAAGUCGAACUUUUUCGUCCGCUUGUUCCUUGUAGACUCGAAAGCGAUCUCUCAGACAUAAUUGAAGAGAUAAUGCCGUCGAAAGUAACUAAGCAGCGCUACGUUUACACCGGCGACGUAGCGGAGCAACAAUACGCAACGUGCAUUCGGAAACUAGUGGAGAUUCUUACGGAGAGCUACAGAGACUUUCGUGGCAAAAAAAAGCAGGAGAAGUUGUCUGCUUCAAAGGAACAGGAAAAUGAUUCUAAGCUGACGGAUAAAGCAAAAUAUUGCUUCGCUCCAGAAGAGGAUGAGCUGACUUGUUUCACGCAAUAUUUACACAAAACUGGCACAUACUUAAACGUACGCAGUACUUUGAAGACAAAAGUGAUCACGUUGCUGGAUCAGAAAUUGAAGACGAACAUGAACACCGUGCACUCCGUCGACAGCCAGAAUUUUGUGGCAUCUCUAUACACGUAUCUCGUCGAACAAAUGCACCUGGCCAUCAACAAGAUUGUCGAAAGCCGCCUCGCGGAUGACGAUUCGCCCAGGACUGCAAUACCUAAAAAACUAUACUUCUACGCCGAAGAGGCUUACGAAUUAGAUCAUGUAGAUGAUGCAAGGCGGCAUCAUCAGACGGCAAUUGCGGCAGAUAAACACGACGCCGAAGCGUGGACCAAGUACGCGAUCUUUCUCUUGAAAAUCGGUGACGUGGAGCGCGCAAAGGAAUGCAGCCGCGAAGCGAUUCUUUCGAACAGGCGGAAUAAAUUCGCUUUAUUAGUGCGUGGACUGAUCCUCGCCGAAGAUCGGAGUCAUCGAGAAGCGGAGGUCUUUCUGAGAGCCGUUACCGAUUUCUAUCCGCGAUUCGUUGAAGGAUGGGUCAUUCUGCAUCUGUUUUACGCCCGCACAAAUUACAUUCCGGGGAUAGAUUUCACUUUGAGGGUGGCGGAGAAAUGCAUGAGGGACGGCGACGAAGAGACGGAGAUCUCGAGCGAAGAUCCUCUCGCCUGGACAACGACUCACUGUCCACCGGAUAACGUAUUUAUGAUAACGGCUGUACUCCUAAUGAAACUGCAUUUCUGCGACUUUGCCGAUUUAGCGCUGGCGAAAGAAAUGUCUCGCGCGAACAGAUCCACCCAUGUUCUGUAUUAUUCAGCUGUGCGACGUUACUUAUCGCAGCAAUACAAGGAGGCUUUAUCGCACCUACGAGAAGCCGAAUGCAUUUAUGGACUGGAUUACUCGAUAAGCAGUUUAAUGGGACACUGUUAUUUUCAAGAGGGUAAUUUUGCGGAGGCCAUUUAUUGCUACGAGUUCGCCAGUGCAAUGUUCAACAGGCCGGACGAUUUGCAUCUCGUGCAGACGAGAAUGGGACUGUAUUACGAAAAUGCCGGUGAUUACGAGCGCGGGUUGAAAGUUUUCCUCAGCGUAUGCAGAACCUCACCGACGGCGGAAACGUGGCUUGGUGCGGGAGUCGCUCUCUUCGAGCUGCGGCGGUUUACGGAAGCCGAGGCGGCCUUAUCGGAGGCGAACCAGCUUGACAAUCGUAACGCGACUGUCUGGAAAUAUCUGUGCCUGUUAAACAUGUCCUUAGAGCGUCACGACGAGGUCGCUCAGUGUUACGAACAGAUUGCCCAGGACAAUACGGCUUUCUCUCUAGAAAAACGGUCCCUCAAAUGGAAAAGCGGGAUCGGUCAUGCUCUAGAUGCCUCGGAUACCGCAGUAUAUAAGACUUCCCCUCUUCAAUUCAGAGACGUAGAUCGACAAUCGCAAUGAGAUUGACGUGCACUCUCCUUGUACUCUAUUUGCUUGAAAUAGCAAUGUUAACAACGAUUAGCUGCAGUGAGUCAGGCAACGCAGCGCGUCACUCGGCUUCGAAAAAUGAUGAUGUUCCACGAGUAAAAAUAAAAGUGUUUCGCGGUCCCACGGAAGAAGGGGACGGCGAAUUUUUCGCCACCUGGGGAUAUUGGAUUCAACAGCCCAGCAGAUAAUACAGCCACGUUCUUCUCAUUACAUCGCUUCCUACCGCGCAACGUUUAUAUGUAACGAAAUAAUGAUUUCUUCUUCGUUUAUGUGUUACAAAUAAUGCCCAAAUAAUAAUUGAAAGAUUAAAAUCGCAA
This is a messenger RNA of Vollenhovia emeryi, 3401 nucleotides long. RefSeq names its product cilia- and flagella-associated protein 70. NCBI's taxonomy places the organism in Eukaryota, Metazoa, Arthropoda, Insecta, Hymenoptera, Formicidae. The transcript has 23 exons. Gene Ontology annotation, molecular function: protein binding. The record is from RefSeq and is a predicted model, not a curated record. Gene Ontology annotation, biological process: cilium movement; cilium assembly. Gene Ontology annotation, cellular component: motile cilium; extracellular exosome. Bases 1 to 3057 code for a protein of 1018 amino acids.